UUCAGCGAGAUUCUGUUUUUACGACGAGGCUUCACAUUGUGCUUUGAUGUGAUUUGAUUAUUAUUGUUAUUGUUGUUGUUGUUUUUUAUUCCAUAAAUAUAAUUGUGUCAGAUUCUUUCGAAGAUGACGAGUAAGAUGCAGCUCGUGCGCUCUCUGGUGAAGACUGUCGCUCUGGCCAGUGUGCCCAAACACAUCGAUCACUUCUCCAAGUUCUCUCCUUCUCCUCUGUCCAUGAAGCAGUUUCUGGACUUUGGUUCGACCAAUGCGUGUGAGCGCACAUCGUUUGUCUUCCUUCGUCAGGAGCUUCCUGUCCGUCUGUCCAACAUCAUGAAAGAGCUCAAUCUGCUGCCGGACCGGCUGCUGGCCACGCCCUCUGUCCAGCUUCUGCAGACCUGGUACAUCCAGAGCCUGAUGGAGAUCCUUGACUUUCUGGACAAGAACCCUGAUGACCACAGAGUCCUGGAGACGUUCGUGGAGGUCUUGGAGGCCAUCAGGAACCGACACAAUGAGGUAGUCAGCACCAUGGCUCAGGGAGUUAAUGAGUUCAAGGACUCUUACGGCCAGCAGGACCCCGUCACUGACCACAACCUCCAGUACUUUCUGGACCGCUUCUAUACCAGCCGGAUCUCCAUCCGCAUGCUCAUCAACCAGCACACUCUUGUUUUCAACGGCAACAUUAACCCCGCCCACCCCAACACCAUUGGCUGUAUCGACUCUCAGUGUGAAGUGACAGAGGUUGUACGAGAUGCAUAUCAGAGUGCUAAGUUGCUGUGUGAGCAGUAUUACCUGGCAGCACCUGAGCUGGAGCUGAGGCAGGUGAAUGCAAAUAGCGUCAGAGAGCCCAUCCAGAUUUCAUACGUCCCAUCUCACCUGUACCACAUGCUCUUUGAACUCUUCAAGAACGCCAUGAGAGCAACUGUAGAGAAUCAUGAGGCCAGCAGCACCCUCCCACCUAUCAACGUCAAGGUUGCACUUGGUGGAGAGGACCUGUCCAUCAAGAUGAGUGAUAAAGGAGGCGGCGUUCCCUUUAGGAAGACAGAGCGUUUGUUCAGUUACAUGUACUCCACAGCGCCGAGGCCCUCCAUAGAAGAUCAUCACAGAACUCCACUGGCGGGGUUCGGCUACGGUCUGCCCAUCUCUCGGCUCUACGCUCGUUACUUCCAGGGAGACCUGCAGCUCUACUCGAUGGAGGGUUACGGCUCCAACGCCGUCAUUCACCUAAAGGCCUUGUCUACAGACUCUGUGGAGAGGCUGCCAGUCUUUAACAAGAAGGCUCUUCGUCACUACAAGCUGAGUUUGGAGGCAGAUGAUUGGUGCAGUCCCUCCAAGGACCCGCUGGACAUGGCUGUCUACCGUGUGACCAAGUGAUCCAGUCGUGACCCGAUAUGAUGUUUGGAACAAACAUUCUACAUUUGAAGAGGGCGAGCAUUAAUUGUCCUUCACAGGCAGAUCACAGAGGGACCAGAGCUGUGGGACUGUGGGACUGUGUCACUGUGAGACCGGCCCGGGGAAAACUGCUCAGAGAUGAGAGAAGGCCCAGCGUCCACGUCCCAAUUGUCUUGGACUUUGUUGAUUUAUUGAUCAUUCGUCCUGUAUCUGCUCCCCCUGCUUUCUGUAAACAUGUGCUGCAGAUAAACAAAGAGACGCAGAGGGUCAAGAUAUUCAACAAUCAAAGACCAACUGGUUGCAUCGAGAAAGACGGGGGCAGAGAAGUGAUUAGCCAGUGAACGGGUGAAAAUGUUGUCUUUUCAGACCAAUAUUGGAAUUUUGAUUUAAAAACCAAUGUACUCACAAACGUGCUCAUUUGUUAUCAAGAGUUACACAGCUGUGGCCCUUUAAUCUAAUAUUAAAGGGCCUCCAACGCCUCCACAGCCUUUGAACGCUGGAUGUACACACUGACAUGUUUUACAGUGACGGUUCAAACACCAGUAUACUAAAAUAUGCAAUCUUAACCUUCUCAACUCAUUCUGCUCUCCAUGAUAAAUAGAUAAUCAUAAGAAGAUGACGAGGGAACAAAGUGUGUAGGAAUUGUUGUGCAGAAACAAAAUGGCGACAUAUUUCGAUGCAGAACUACUAAGAAUCGCCAUCAGACCGCUGCUUCUCUGCUAAGCUAAGCAUAUUUCAUAAGUUGGUGCGUUCCAUGAAAUCAUUUUUAGGUUGAAGGUUGGACAUUUCUGAACUUGUUUUCUGGAACAAGGUAAUUACAACUACAGCCGCUCUAUUCAGGCUUUUACCCUUUAAACGCCCAAGAGCUAGCUGAGCUAGCUGAUAGCUAGCAGGUCUAUUUCUAAAAAUUCUGCGUAACAAUGACCAUCCCGAUUUCACUGGACACCAAUUAUGUGUUGAGAAAGUUAAGAGUUUCAUCUAGUAGCCACUGCUGCUAAUUGUUGGCUACAUCAGAGUUUAAAGCCGUACCACAGAAACAUGGGUUUAAAACCAACUAUUUUAUUUAUAAGUCACCACUUCUAUUUAAUUAGCUUGAAUAGAACAUUUUAUUCUGUUUGAACUUGGUUUAUUUUAGCCUACAGUUAAAUCCAGACCAAAUAAUCCACACCUGUCUUUGAGGUGUGGAUUAACAGAGCUAACAAGUGCUUGUCAGCUCUUUUAGUUUCAGUAUUUCUUCAGAAACAACAAGUGCUCGUACACUCAGAGCAUUUCACUUGACCGUGUUGUAUUUGUGUGUCAGUGUCACUCAUUCACUCUGCAGACUUGUGUUGUUUUCAGUAUAGUUUGUCCUGAAUCAUUAGACUGAAAUCCUGCUGCUCAGUUACCUGUGGUACCCAGCGAUCAGGGUUUAUUUGGUUAGUGUGUGUGUGUGUGGUUCUGUCACUACGUUAUAUAAGCUUGUCUCCUCUGGGUUAGGGUUAGUCAUGGUGAGCAAUUCAUUUUCUGAACUUAGCAUUUGGAAAGUGUGUUGUUGAAAACCUGUGCCAAAGUCAAAUGUGUGAAAAUAUCUCCAUGUAUACUGUGAUUCACCUUGUGUUUACUAUUCACAAAUAUGUGUGUGUACUGCCUGUAUAUUAUUGUAAACUUGAAGUGAGCUGUUUAUAUUUGAGGAUUUAUAUUUUUUUUAUAAAAGGGUUUGAAAAUAAAUCACUUUAAAAUGUCA
Solea solea (common sole) is the source of this 3109-nucleotide messenger RNA. Its product is annotated as pyruvate dehydrogenase (acetyl-transferring) kinase isozyme 2, mitochondrial-like. The coding region runs from base 124 to 1368 and encodes 414 amino acids. Gene Ontology annotation, biological process: protein phosphorylation; regulation of glucose metabolic process. The record is from RefSeq and is a predicted model, not a curated record. The transcript has 11 exons. Gene Ontology annotation, cellular component: mitochondrion. NCBI's taxonomy places the organism in Eukaryota, Metazoa, Chordata, Actinopteri, Pleuronectiformes, Soleidae. Gene Ontology annotation, molecular function: pyruvate dehydrogenase (acetyl-transferring) kinase activity.